Messenger RNA from Hydractinia symbiolongicarpus, 1934 nucleotides. Its product is annotated as 7SK snRNA methylphosphate capping enzyme-like. The coding region runs from base 352 to 1413 and encodes 353 amino acids. The transcript has 4 exons. Gene Ontology annotation, molecular function: snRNA binding; RNA methyltransferase activity; O-methyltransferase activity. The record is from RefSeq and is a predicted model, not a curated record. Lineage: Eukaryota; Metazoa; Cnidaria; Hydrozoa; Anthoathecata; Hydractiniidae. Gene Ontology annotation, biological process: snRNA modification.
CUCACACUAGUGUAAAUGAGGCAAAAAGGAUUCAAACAAUACAAUGUUAAACUUCUUGGAAGCCGAAAAGUUUAAAGGCGCAAAAUUCAAGUUUAGUCUCUCUGAAAUAUUGGAAUAAGAAGUGAGCUAUACCGUGAAACCAAUUUCUGUGAACACAGAAUCUUUACUCACAUUAUGUAAGAGAUGGAAAGCUGAUAGCUAAAGGAUAUGGUAUAGGGUAACAGAGGAUGCUUUAAGAUUUUAAACGAUUUUUGUGCUGCUAAAGUUGUCACAGGUUAAGCUGGCUUUUUUUGGUGUGAGUUUUUUUAAUAUUGUUGUUUAACUGUAUUUUUAAAUACUAGUAAAAAAAAUAUGGAAGGAAGGAGUUUUGAAAAAUCAUCUGCUAGUAAUACAUAUAGUUGUAAGUCAUACAAUGGAAAAAGAAAGCUGAGCAACAGCAGUGAAGAGGUUCGAUUUAAACAUGGUAACUACAAUCGUUACUAUGGUUACAGAAAUUCAAAGAGUGAGAUGGAUAAACGAGUUCAUUUAUUAAAACGAGAAUGGUUUGUUAAUAAAUGCUGUCUAGACAUUGGUUGUAAUGUUGGUCAUUUAACUUUAUGGUUAGCAAAACAUUUCCAGCCAACGAAAAUGAAAGGUGUUGAUAUUGACUGUGAGUUGAUAAAAGCAGCACGCAGCAAUGUUAUACAUUAUGUAGAUACAUACAUUUCUUCUUCCACAGACAGUGUCAAAAAAUGUUCUAAAUCUGAUACUACUAGUGACGAACAGAUUGGGAGUUCUAAAAAUUUACCAGUACAUCAGCCUGAAUCAGAGGAUGUUCUUGAAACUAAAACAAUAACAACAAUAACAACAACAGGGGAAUGUGUGGCGGAACCAACUGAAUCAAAAAAUCAGCAUGAAAAAGAAAGCAAUUUUGAAAAACCUAAUUCAAAAGAAAGUGCUAAGAAAAACGAUGUGAAGCUUGUUUACGAAAAUGAUGCAACAGAACACAACGACGCACCAAAAUUUCCUUACAAUGUAUUUUUUGUUACAGAAAAUUUUGUUCCUUCUUCAGCUACAAUCUUAAAGUAUACUAAACAAGAAUAUGAUAUCAUUUUAUGCCUGAGUGUCACCAAGUGGAUUCAGUUAAAUUCAGGUGACGAGGGGUUGAAGUUAAUGUUUCAAAAAAUAUACAAAUUAUUAAAUCCUGGAGGAAUAUUUAUACUUGAGCCUCAACCGUUUAAAUCGUAUAAAAGAAAGAAGAAUUUAACUCCUGAAAUUCGUAAAAAUUAUAAUGCUAUCAAGUUGCUACCAUCGCAGUAUAUUGAUUACCUUUUAUCUGAAGAAGUUGGUUUCGCAAAAUGUGAAGAACUUGAUGUUUUGAAACAUGAUAAACAAGGCUUUCAACGACCGUUAUAUCUGCUAACGAAGAAGUAGAGUUUCAAGUAUGAAAAUAUAGUUUGUGUAAAAGCUGAUGAUACAUGGGUCAAAUAAUCCCUUUUAAAUUAGUUGCAUUCUGCGAAUUGACUCGUGCGUCAUAAUGAAAUAGCUUUCAACUGUUAAAAGAAGAUACUUUUAUAUUGGUUAUUAAACAAACAACUUCUAUAUGUGCGCAAUGAGAGUACAACUACUUGAAACAAGGAGGUUUAAAAAGAAGGAGAGAGAACUCGCGGCGUCCCUUUAAAUUUUCUAUUCAAUUUUUUAUUGUUUCGGCGCCCCUUUGAACUGAUCCGUGUCUCUGAUUUGGCUCAAUAUUUACCUACCGACUCUGAAACGAGUGUUUUAACGAGAAAAGAUAAAUCUUAAAAAUCACACUUACAGCAAUGCGGAAGAGCAGGAAAACAUGUAGUUUAGUUAAACUACAAGAUUCAAUGAGGGUGAAGUUUGUUUUUCCACUUCCAUAAGGACGCGGAAGGAGUAAAGUGCCUUCAAAGUGCGAAAAGCUGCCUUGGGAGAUC